AUGCCGCUCCUCACGCCGACGCGCGCCCUCGUCGUCUUGACCUCGUUCCUGCUCGUCAGUUUCCUCUGGACAUGGGGGUUACCGCACCAAUACGCUGCGCCUACGCUGCCGAUAGUCAACCAUGAUAAGGGAGAAGAGAAACCAAUUGCCGGGCAACUUCUUCCGGAACCGUUGAUUGCAAAUGUGGGCGCAGAGGGCGCGAAGAAUGAGAAGGCCACACCUACGACGCUUGUGACGGAGAUGAAGCCUGGUCCUACCAGGUCGGCAGACAUAGGCUCUGAUAAGAAUUGCAAAGAUGUGCGCGGCGCGUCGGACGUUAUGAUCGUUAUCCGGACCAGCAGAGCAGAGGUGGAGAAGCCUCCAGCCCACCUUGUGAAGCUGCUGGCCUGCGCACACCACUUCCUCAUCUUCAGCGAUCACGAAGGCGAGAUCGACGGUCAUCCUAUACACGAUGCGCUCGAUAUCAUUCCAAAUACAACAAGAUCAAAUCACGAAGAAUUUCUAGAGUACGAGAAAAUGAAGGCGGACAAGAAAUACAAGCCGAGCACGGAGAAGGCAAAGGCAUUAGACAAGUGGAAAUGGCUUCCCAUGGUGUACAAGGUGGCAACAAUGGCGCCGAAUCAUAGAUUCUACAUGUUUAUCGAGCCCGAAACGAGCUUGAGCUGGACGAAUCUUUUGCAGUGGCUGGACCGCCUGGACUACCGCAUCCCCUACUACAGCGGCGUACCCGAUACUGUGGAUGACAAGAGAUACGCGCAGCGCAGUCCCGGCAUCAUGCUCUCGUACGGUGCUCUGCAGCAGUACUGGCCAAGACACGAGGAGCUGUAUGCGACAGAGUGGGAACCUCUAGCUGCGACGGAGUCCCGCGGCUCCCUCAUUCUCGCGACCGCCAUGAAGCAAGCGCACGUCGAAUUCUACUCUUCCUUCGGCCUUCUGGACCCCGAGACCCCGAGCAGUCUGAUCUGGGGCCAAAAGUUUUGGUGCACACCUGUUGUCUCCUGGCAUGGCUUGACUUCUACUCAAGCCGACUCACUCUGGGAUACGCAAGAAGCCUGGACGAAGAAACACGGCUGGGCUACGCCGUACACGCACUACAAUGCUUUCGAGCAGUUCGUCAAGCCGCAUCUGGCAGAGCAGAAAGAAGACUGGGAUAACGUGUCGUCGGACACGCAGCUUACUGCGGAGUCAGGCCGGCGCGAGAAGCUGGCUAAGCAGAAGGCGGAGGGCAAGGCCGAAGGGACGAUCGAACACCAAGUACCCAAGGACCCACCCAAAGACGCAAGUAAAAACACAAAACCAUUCCCCAAACGUGACGACUCCCUCGACACCCUCUUCCAAGUCGCCGCCGACAGCCCCGAAAACUGCAAGGCCACAUGCCAGAAGACAGACGACUGUCUCCAGUGGAAGUACACCCCCGCCGGCGACGGGGCGUGCCACCUCGGCAAAUCUCUACGUCUUGGUGCGAAGGUCAACCCCGAUGCUAAGGGAAAGUGGACGAGUGGCUGGAUGUUAGAUCGCGUCAAUAGGAUCACGGAGGAGUGGGGCAGGUGCGAGAGGGCGGAGUGGAGGUUCAAUCAGUAG
This is a messenger RNA of Didymosphaeria variabile, 1581 nucleotides long. RefSeq lists its product as uncharacterized. The record is from RefSeq and is a predicted model, not a curated record. The coding region runs from base 1 to 1581 and encodes 526 amino acids. The transcript has a single exon. NCBI's taxonomy places the organism in Eukaryota, Fungi, Ascomycota, Dothideomycetes, Pleosporales, Didymosphaeriaceae.